Molecule: messenger RNA, 1022 nt
Organism: Hydra vulgaris (swiftwater hydra)
Lineage: Eukaryota; Metazoa; Cnidaria; Hydrozoa; Anthoathecata; Hydridae
Product: ER membrane protein complex subunit 2
Biological process (GO): protein folding in endoplasmic reticulum
Cellular component (GO): EMC complex
Molecular function (GO): protein binding
Source: RefSeq, a predicted model, not a curated record
AAAACUUUGAAUAAUAAGAACAUAGACAUUGAUGAAGUGCUAAAAACUGUUCUUGGUACUAAUUCAGAAAUGCAACCUCCACAUUCACCUGAUGCCUAAACGAUAUAUAGAUUUCAAAAAUAAAAACUAUUAGAAAUGUCAACAGAUGAGAUUUUAGAUUUAGACGUUGCCCGUCAAAAAAUGAAGAAGUGGAGAGAUGAUGGAUAUCGCAACAGUGAUGAGAUUAUUAGCUUAGGAGAGUGUAUUAUUUUAGAUCAUGCUAAUAAACUUGGAGAUGAACUAUGGUUACUUUAUGAACAAGUAUGUAUAGCAGCCUUCGACUGCAACCGAAUGGAUCUAGCUCUUAAAUGUCUCCGUGCUCUAGACAAGCAGUUUCCGAAAUCAAACAGGGUGUUAAAGUUAAAAGCAAUGCGUAAAGAAGUUUUAGGCCAAUAUAAUGAUGCGAAGCAAAUUUAUGAAGUGAUGCUUGAGGAUGAUCCAGCAAAUCUUUCAAUAAGAAAACGACUUAUUGCACUUACAAAAAUUAAAAAUGAUCCAGAAGAGACAAUUUCUGCAUUAAAUGCGUAUUUAAAAGAUUUCAUGGCAGAUCAAGAAGCAUGGAUGGAGUUAAGUGAGCUUUAUAUAAAGCAACAAGAAUUUUCAAAAGCUGCUUUUUGCAUGGAAGAAGUUAUGCUAUCACAUCCACACAAUCAUUUGUACCACCAACGAUAUGCAGAAAUUCAAUAUACCAUUAACACACCAGACAGUAUGGAAAAAGCAAGAAUGUAUUUUGCACAAGCUCUCAAACUAGAUCCUAACAAUGUACGCGCUCUUUAUGGUUUGUUUCUGACUACAAAUUCUUGUGUAGCUAAAAAAGGAACAGAUGCAAUGAAAACAUGUACUUGGACUGCUGAAAGGAUUGCCAAUAUGUUUAACAGCAAUGUAGGUGAAUACCAGAAACAAGCUGUUACAGAAAUGAUGGGUAGUUUGUCCAUAACAAAUUAAAAUUAUUUAUUAUGAUAUGAUGAUAAAUUAUAAAAAGA